Molecule: messenger RNA, 3965 nt
Organism: Mustela lutreola (European mink)
Lineage: Eukaryota; Metazoa; Chordata; Mammalia; Carnivora; Mustelidae
Gene: GPR157
Product: G protein-coupled receptor 157
Exons: 4
Coding region: 81-1088 (335 amino acids)
Biological process (GO): cell surface receptor signaling pathway; adenylate cyclase-activating G protein-coupled receptor signaling pathway
Cellular component (GO): plasma membrane
Molecular function (GO): G protein-coupled receptor activity
Source: RefSeq, a predicted model, not a curated record
GCGGCGGCGGCGGGAGCCGCACGCGCGUCCCGGCCUCUGUCCCCGCGGCGCCGCGGCCCCGGCCCCCUGCCCGCCCGGCCAUGCCGUCGCCCGCGCCGCCCACCGUGCUGCUGCCGUCGGAGCGCGCCGUGGUGCUGCUGUCGUGCGUGCUCUCCGCGCUCGGCUCGGGCCUGCUGGUGGCCACGCACGCCCUGUGGCCCGACCUGCGCACCCGGGCCCGGCGCCUGCUGCUCUUCCUGUCGCUGGCGGACCUGCUCUCGGCCGCCUCCUACUUCUACGGGGUGCUGCAGGACUUCGCGGGCCCCUCGUGGGACUGCGUGCUGCAGGGCGCGCUCUCCACCUUUGCCAACACCAGCUCCUUCUUCUGGACCGUGGCCAUCGCCCUCUACCUGUACCUCAGCAUCGUCCGCGCGGCGCGCGAGCCUCGGGCCGGCCGCCUGCUCUGGGCCUUCCACGUCGUCAGCUGGGGCGUCCCACUGGUCAUCACCGUAGCCGCUGUCGCUCUAAAGAAAAUCGGCUAUGACGCGUCGGACGUGUCCGUCGGCUGGUGCUGGAUCGACCUGGAGGCUGAGGACCGCCUGUUGUGGAUGCUGCUGACCGGGAAGCUCUGGGAGAUGCUGGCUUACGUCACGCUGCCUGUGCUCUACUUCCUCAUCAGGAAGCACAUAAACAGGGCGCACGAGGCACUGUCGGAGUACCGGCCCAUCCUCUCCGAGGCACACCGGCUGCAGCGCCACGCCUCCGUGGCCGACAAGAAGCUGAUCUUCAUCCCUCUCAUCUUCAUCUGCCUCCGGGUCUGGAGCACCGUGCGGUUCGUCCUGACCCUCUGUGGCUCCCCGGCCGUGCGGUCACCAGUGCUGGUCGUUCUGCACGGUAUCGGGAACACGUUUCAGGGCGGCGCCAACUGCAUCAUGUUCGUCCUCUGCACCCAGGCUGUCCGAACUCGGCUCUUCUCCCUCUGCUGCUGUGGCUGCUUCUCCCAGCCUUCUGCCGAGAGCCCGGCUGGCCCUCCCAAGGCUCCUGCAUCCUCCAAGACAGGAGAAUCCCAGGGAUCCGGACACACCCCAGAUGAACUUCCAAGCACCUGAGCUUGCCCCUUCCUGGUUCUGUGCACAGGUGCUGCCUACCUGGGGACACGUGCUUCUGUGAGUCCCAGCCGCAGAGAGUGGGGCAGGCACCCACUGGUGCUUGAAACCUUCUGCUUUUGAAGCUCUUGACCCCCCUUGUGGGGGAGUGACCACAGACUCAGCUGCUUCUACCUCCUAGACCCUCAGGUGGCACAGCCCCACUCCCACCUGUGUCCUGCUGCACGCAGGGGCACUUGCCUGCAUGAGGGUCGGCAGUGAGAUCGGUACGUGAUCACUGUCAGGUUGCCUACUACAGGGCCUUUGCACUAGCUGUUCCCACAGCUGACCACACACCACUGUUUACAAUUCGAGGGACCCACACCUAGGGGAAAAGCACAAAGAGAUAUAUAUGUAUAACAUGCACCCGUCCUAAAUAAAAUGCCAGGGGUUACCCCAGGUGCGUCCCCCAGUUAGAUGUCUCGAAGCUGAUUUUUGGUUUGUCAGAGCAUUGAGAUUUCCCAGCUUUUCUUGGAUAGCUUUGCUGGCCAGCAAAAGAGCCAGUUCCCUUUAACUAGGUGGAAGGUUCCCAUGAGGUUUCUGGGCAUCUGGUCUCCUUGGGACGUCCAGAUCCAACCCUCGAUGCAAAUUGCACUUGACUUGCCAGUCUAGGCUAGAACCCAGACUCCUGCCUGCCUCCACCAGUCUCUUUAAUACCCAGUUCCCUUCUCCUUCGCGAGAGCUGGAACAGGGACAGGAAGAGGCAUUGCAGGGAAUCCCAGUGGAUGUUGGAUGCCUCCUAAAGACUGGACGGGCGAGCUGGGGAGGGAUUUGGCUGAUUCACUUCCUGGCUUAGUUUUUCCUAGGCAGGGUGACCAGAGAGUUGGUGAAUGACCCAAAUAACAGAUUCCUCUAGAAGGUGAAACUUUGGGGAGUGGGUUGGGUGAAGUGACACACGCAUCAUGGGGUGAUUAUUUACAUUUAAAAGAAAAGGAUCAAAAAUAAACCCGUAUCUCUAUAGUCAUGGCUCUUCCACCAACUUUUUCCUGUUCCUUCAGAAAAACGUUUCUCUAUUAAGUCACGGAAGCCACUGGCUAAGGUGGCAGGUGUUAGUGUCGCGGCAGGCAGCUUGGGGAGGAAGAGUACAACUUCAGCCUAUCCAUGUCCCUCCCCUGGGUUCGGUCAGAACUCUGCCAAACCGAAGUGAUCUUCUGAACCAGUAAGACGUUUCUGGAUUAAAACCAGCGCCACCAUACUGUGGAUCCCCAUUUUAUUCUCCAAACCAAAAUCUGUCACAGGAAGAGAGUCUGAAAGAAAGAGUUGUCAACAGAGCUAUAUCCAAAAUGCUCAUUUUUGGUUUCCUUUUUUUUAAGUUUUCUUUAUGAAAAUCAGCAAGUGGUGAUCAUCCCCCUUACGACUCACGGUAAGCCCUGGGUGACCCUACAGAAAGCUACUUGCUGGUAGGCUGAGCUCCUUUUUUUUUUUUUUUUUAAAGAUUUUAUUUAUUUGUUUGACAGACAGAGAUCACAAGUAGGCAGAGAAGCAGGUAGAGAGUUGGGGGUGGGGAGCAGGCUCCCUGCUGAGCAGAGAGCCCCAUGUGGGGCUCGAUCCCAGGACUGCUCAUGAUGUGGGGCUCGAUCCCAGGACCGCUCAUGACCUGAGCGGAAGGCAAAGGCUUUUACCCACUGAGCCACCCAGGUACCCCCCCCUUUUUUUUUAAGCUUUUAGGUAAGCCAAUCUCCUUACAGAAAUGGCCAAGGUAAGAGGAAUCCAGGGACUCCCUAGAGACGGUGGGUCUUAACCAGUUAUGAUCAUGGGCCCAUAGCUGGUUAAGACCGUCACGUUAGCUUCUGGGACAGAGCCGACAUUCCGGAAAUUGCUUGCUGCAGGAAAGAAAAUGGUUCAGAGCUGAGUUAGCCUGCGGGCCACGAAGCCUGCGGUGAGAACAAAGCCUGCUCGGAAGAGAGCCCCAGAGUCUGGCUCAGCCGGCAGUGCUGGCUGCCCGGCCCGGCGCGGCUCCCACAGGACUGGCCAGGCCUGGAAGUCCGCCGGCAGGCCGCGGCCAGGGAGGCCUGGGGGCAGGAGUAGGGGCUCCGGAGAAUCCCUGGGCCUCUGGGGACCCCUCCGGUUCUCAUUCCUCUCAUUUGACGCCCCUGCUGUGUGCUGGCUGCUUUGGUCAGAACCACCCAAAAGUGACCCCCUGGUCAGAACCACCCAAAAGUGACCCCCGGGCUUAUUCCCAUCUCGGCUUCCCCGGCUGCCCGGCGCGUUGUCGUUGUCUGCGGAGCCCAGAUGUGUUACUGUGGUUGGUGGAGACACGUGGGCCGGAAAGGGGUGCGGUCGGCGGGGGCGGGGCAGAGGCGGAGCUGAACCUCUGUGGGGUUCAAAACUGGAAUGUGGUGGGAUGAAGUCGUGUCUUAGGAGCCCAGGAGGGGCUCCUGCUUCCCAUCAGAGCUUGGCUCGGUCCCGGCCCCGGGGGUUUCUUUCUCUUCCACCAGCCCUGCUGGCGACCCUCCCCUGCGGCCUCCCGGCGCAGGCACGGGCAGGUGCUGCCGCCCCAUCCGGUGUCCUCAGCCCGCCGCCCUCUCAGGCAUUUUCUGAACCUCGGUCUUUGAGUCAGGCACGUUCUGCCUCUCUGUGCUUCUGAGCUCUUUAUGUUUGUUUGUUUGUUUUGUCUUUGAAUAAAGAGUAUUAAUUGGCCUGGGGUUAAGGGUGCAGCACAGAGCUCCUCUUAUGUACACGACAAGAAGAAACAUUGUACAAGAAACUUUUUACAAACGUCCUGCCCCGGCAUAAUAACAGCCCGAGGUCUUUUUGGCCGGUGCAAAACUGUAUUGAAACCCUGGGUCGAAGCCAAAGUCUUGCUAUUUUAAAUUAAAUAAAAUACUUAUUUUUCUCUUC